UUGGUUUGGUUUGGUUUGGUGUUGAGUGUUGACCAAUGAAAGUCCUGUUUUACCGGAGCUUUUCAAUUUUACGCUGCACGGCUGCACCCUUUUCCACUGAAGCGUACUCCGAAUCCUCCAUUGAAGCGGCUUCUGAGCUAUCUAUCCUCCAUUGAAGUAGCUGCUCAGCUUUCUUUCGUCCAUUGAAGCAAGCUUUUGAGGCUUAGUAUCCAUUUGUGAACACCAUGAUUUGAACCAAGUACAUUUCCUACCAGGGUCCAGGGCUUGAUAGCUGGUUGCUGUUUGCCAUGGCGCCUAAAGCUUAAGCCACAUACUUUGGUUUCUGUUCUAAAACCAGCUUAAUUGAUUCAAAUGGUGACCAAUGUCCCUAUUCCUACAAGGAUUCGUCCACACUAUCUUCUACAUUUGUGAACAGCUUAAUCUGAUACAAACUUAAGUUUUACACAUAGCAAUGGCUGCUGCUGCUGAUACUACAACCUAUGAUGAGAAUUCUGAAUACGUGGAUCCUGAUUGGACUGUUGUCCUACCUCGGAAAAGUAGAAAAUGUCAGUCUAAAGUGUCUCGCACAGAGAAAGAGGUAAAAGAACAGUCAUUUGCCCCACCUGACCUUGAAAUCAAUCAAGAGAGAGAGUCAAAAUUAAUGCAGAAAAUUGAGAGUAGCUUGAAGAAACUUGAGAGCUCCAAGUUUUUUGACCUUUUCUUGAGUCAGAUUGAAGACCCUGAAGUCUUCAAUUGUUUUUCCAGGGUUUUAGGGUCUGAACCAAAUAUGAACAUGGUGGUGUAUGGUAUAGGCAGCAUUGAGUCUUUUGAAGCUCCGCGGUUGCAGCUUUGUUUAGUGAUCUUGAUGAAGAGAAAGUUUGAAUGGGUAGGUAAUAUCGAGGUAUUUGAUCCGGUUCUAUCUGGGACUGAAACCCGUGUUCUGGAAUCUUUUGGCUGUUCUGUCAUAUCAGUGAAUGAGGAAGGUAGAAGACAGGCUUUAAAACCCACAUUAUUCUUCAUGCCUCAUUGCGAGGCUUUAUUGUAUCACAAUUUGCUAGAGGUAAAUUGGAAUGUAGAUAUGUUGAGAAACAUGGCGCUAUUUGGAAACAGUUUUGAGUCGUACGAACAUCACAAUUCUGUAGUCAAGGACUACAUAGCUUCUCCAUACACGAAGCGUAUCCUGGCUUCUCGGAGCUUUGCGAAGGAGUUCAGAGUCAAAACAGGGCCAGAUGAUCAUAAUAGAGCCUUUUAUGAAUCCAGUUGGCUUUUUUUCAACCCUAAUGAUGAGCAUGAGGUGCCCAUUAUCUAGUUAAUAACUGAACCUGUAAGUGGUGUGUGUGAUAGCUGUCAACUUAUUGCAUUAUUAAACAGCACAAGUUUGCAGCAGGUGCACAACACAAUUGUUGUAUCAUUUAUUCAUUUGUAACUCUUUUAUAACAUGUAUCAGAACUGUUUCACACGUCACCUGCGAUUUUGCUGUGAAUCCUGUGAUUGUUUUUUCAUCAUAUGAUAAAUGGCUUCACCCAGGUAAUUGAUCAAGAACUGCACAAACAUUUUCCUCCUAAUGUACGCCUGCAUGAGUUUGAUUCUUUAAUUUUCUUUGAAUAAUGUGCACAGAAUGAUAAUGUUGUUACCCGCUCUA
This is a messenger RNA of Chenopodium quinoa (quinoa), 1621 nucleotides long. Its product is annotated as protein SENSITIVITY TO RED LIGHT REDUCED 1-like. Gene Ontology annotation, cellular component: cytoplasm; nucleus. The record is from RefSeq and is a predicted model, not a curated record. Bases 452 to 1288 code for a protein of 278 amino acids. Lineage: Eukaryota; Viridiplantae; Streptophyta; Magnoliopsida; Caryophyllales; Amaranthaceae. Gene Ontology annotation, biological process: microtubule-based process. The transcript has 3 exons.